Molecule: messenger RNA, 506 nt
Organism: Mycena citricolor
Lineage: Eukaryota; Fungi; Basidiomycota; Agaricomycetes; Agaricales; Mycenaceae
Source: the annotation of a GenBank genome assembly
UACAAAUCGCGCGGGAAAGCCGCCCAUCAGGGAUGUGUCAUCAUCACGUGUUGCGCGACGGUAUAGGGUCAAUAGUGUUUUCUGCUGCUGGGGCUAUGUACGUAUGCGGGACAGCCCUCUUCUCUUCGAGAACAUUGUCUGCGGUCCCUUGUGCCCACAAACGGCGUCCUGCGUACAGCAUUUUCACCUGGGAAACACGACGACACACGUUUCUGCGCACCAGCUCUCGAGCCCAAGAAUGUAGUCAAUGACAUGACUGGGUGCUUGAUCCUCUACAAUGGACGUAGGGUCCACAGAUUGCGAGGCGCGGUUUUGAAGACACACUUCCCAUCCACAUCAGGUCCCCCGCUCGAUCGCGCUCCCAUACUGGCAUAAUGUUGGCAUAGCCAACGCUUUCUAGUUCCUGAACAUGUGGUCUCGUUGGCCAGACGUAGGUAGCGCAGAGGCCAAAUGCGGUUAUCGGAAUACAUAGACAUGAUCCGAGGCAGAAAUGAUGGGAAAUCACG